Messenger RNA from Tetrahymena thermophila SB210, 2694 nucleotides. RefSeq names its product peptidase M1 family aminopeptidase. Gene Ontology annotation, cellular component: cytoplasm. Gene Ontology annotation, biological process: proteolysis; peptide catabolic process. The transcript is spliced from 4 exons. The record is from RefSeq and is a predicted model, not a curated record. Gene Ontology annotation, molecular function: metalloaminopeptidase activity; zinc ion binding; peptide binding. NCBI's taxonomy places the organism in Eukaryota, Ciliophora, Oligohymenophorea, Hymenostomatida, Tetrahymenidae.
AUGUGCAUAACUCAUAAGGAAGUAGCUGAUAGAAUAAUUCAAUGUCUUACUGAAAAAUAAGCUUAAUUAAGAUCCUCUAUAGUAUUAGCUGGUAGUGUAAACUACCAUUUACGUAUAAAGCUUCUUAAAGGACCUAACUAUUAGGGUUUAAUAACUGUUAGGUUCUUCGCAUUAAAGCAUACUGAUGAAGUUUUUCUUGAUUUUACUGGAAAAACUAUUUUGGGUAUGAGUAUCAACAAUAAUUAGGUAGAAAAUAUAGAUUGGGAUGGUAACUUCCUAAAGCUUAAAGGAGUAAAGUAGGGAAGAAAUGAAAUUUUAGUACACUACGAAAAUAAAUAUGACAAUGAUGGAAACGGCUUGCAUAGUUUUAUUGAUGAAGACAAAAAGCAAUAUAUUUACACAAAUCUUGCUGUUAUCUACUGUCGUCGUGUUUUCCCUUGCUUUGACUAACCUGACCUUAAGGGUAGCUUCUAGCUUACUGCAAUUUCUCCUAAAGAUUGGAUAGUCCUUUCUAACGAAAUACCCUCUGAAAAGCUUGAUGUUUCUACUCAUUUUAAUUAAAAAGAAACUAUUUACUCAUUAGAAUUCAUAAAGCAAAUUAUUGAAGACAACUCAAGCUACGACUUACGCGAAUUUCCUGAAUCUAAGCCAUUAGCUUCUUACUUAUUUGGUAUUAUGGCUGGGCCAUAUGCCGAAGUAAAGUGCAAAUAAACCUAUAAAAAUAUUCCAAUGAGUUUGUUUACAAGAGAGUCUAUUAUGCCUCAUUUACUUAGAAUUUCAGAUUUUCUUUUUGAAGUAACAAAUAAGUCCAUGGAAGUAUAUGAAAGAAUAUUCGGAUAUGACUUCCCAUUCAACAAAUAUGAUCAAAUCUAUGUACCUGAAUUCAAUUGGGGUGCUAUGGAAAACGCAGGUAUUGUUACUUUUAAUGAUUUAUAUGUUUAUCGUGAAGAAGUUGACAGUGUUAAGCUAACUAAACUUGCUAACACCACUUCUCAUGAACUCUCUCAUCAUUGGUUCGGAAACCUAGUAACUAUGAAAUGGUGGAAUGAUGUUUGGUUGAAUGAAUCUUUUGCAGACUUUAUUUCUCAUUAUUGUCUCUCUUAAUUUUAAACUACCACUCGUCCUAUGAGUGACAUUUGGGUUGCUUUUAAUGCUCGUAAGGCUUGGGGAUAUAGAACUGACGAGCAAGUUACUACCCAUCCUAUUGCUGGAAGUGUUCCUGAUACCAACACUGCAGAAAAUGUUUUUGAUGGUAUUACUUAUGCUAAAGGUGCUGCCACUCUAAGAUAGCUAUUUUCUCUAGUUUCUGUAGAGAAUUUUAGCAAGGCUAUGAAAGAAUAUUUCCAUAAGUUUGAAUGGAGAAGUGCUACACUUUCUGAUUUAAUUAAUACUGUUGAUGAGCAAUUCUAGUAAUCAGGCUCUUCAUUCUCUCUUUCUAGCUGGUAAAAGACAUGGAUUUGCAAAGCAGGAUUAAAUAAAUGCAUACCGUUAUUUGAUCCUUCUAGUAGAGACGUUAAUUCUAAGUUAGUUAUUAAGCAAACAUACACAUUGGAAAUGCACCCAACAUUAAGAAAUCAUAAAAUGAAAAUAGCUUUCUUUGAUGAAAAUGCUAAAAUAGUUCACUAAUAAGACAUCCUUUUAUAAGAUUAACCUGAAACAGUUAUAACAUAUGACGGUUCAAAGGGAAACUAUAAAGCUCUGCUUUUAAAUUACUAAGACGAAACUUUUAUUAAAAUUGCUUUCGAUAGCCACUCUAUUUAAUUCUUUAAAGAAAAUUUAAAUAAAGUUGACUGCGAAUUAUCAAGGACUCUCAUUUGGCAAGCUUUUUACAAUAUGGUUAGGGAUGGUGAUUUAUCUUCUGAAGAGUACAUCGAGUUAUUUAUUAACCACAUUAAUUUAGAAAAGUCAGAUGGCUUAAUCAGCAAUCAAUUAUAAUUUUUGGAAACAGCCUUCCUUUCUUUUACUCCAGGAAAAUACUCAAAAAUUUUAGGUAACAAAAUCUUUGACUUUUUAUGGAGUAUGAUUGAAGGAUCAGAUGAUAGCUAAGUCAAUAAAAAGCUGGCAUUGAUAGGUUACUUACCCUCAUUUGCUAAGAGUGAAGAGAAGGUAAGAAAACUUUUAGAAUGGUAUAACCGAAAAGCCCUCACUAAGGAAACUAUGGGAAUAAAAACUCAAUGGUAAAUAGUGUAGGCUGUUUAUAGAAUUAAGGAUAUUUCAAAAGAAGAAAAGGAAGAAUUAUUUUAAACUUAAUCUCAAAAAGAUAAAUCUGACUAAGUUCCUCUUUAUGAGUAAUAUUGCAAGUCACUAUUAGCUUCACCAGAAGAAAAAGAAAAACUAUGGUAGAGCUAUCUAGACCCUAAUAAUCCUCUCUCUACAAGACUUUUAGAAUACUCAUUAAUGGGUUUUAAAUCUCACUCUACUACAGAGUUAACCUAAAAAUACUAACUUUUAUGGUUAUAGAACUUAUCUUAUGUUUUCAAGACCUGCAAGAGAGAAUUAUUUAAAGCAUAUGUUCUUUAUUUAUAACCAUCAUAAGAAACUUUAGAUGAAGAAUUUAAUAAUAGCUUGCUAAAAAUAAAGUCUGAAAUUACUGAAGAUGUUUUACAUAAGGUGCUCUUGGAGUGUUAAGAUAACAAUUCAAGAAAGCAAAAGGCUAUUUCAACCUUUUUAGCAAAUACAAAAUUAACUGUAUGA